AUGACGAGUCGUAGCCCACCUCCCGUUAGACGGCACGUGGAAUUGGAACCAUCCCCAGCUCAAGCUUCAGCCCUCACCCCUUCUACGCCUGCACUGACUAUAGACGCGGUCUCGACUCAUGAAAUUCAGAGAUGGAUGAGUCAAAUAGAACAAUGCCUGAAUGACAUCUGCACUAUUUCUGGAGAUGGGAAACUGAAUACGGAGCAGAAGCUCAAAAUUAGCAACAUUAGCAGGCAAGAAUUUGCUGAAGUUAGGAGUGAAUUCAGUGAUAAACUAGAAUCAGUUUCAAAAACAUUGAAUGAUCAACUUGGCGAAUUCACUAAAACAAUUGAAGCUAAAAAUCUCGAGAUCGCUUUCCUUAAAACAUCUGUGACCAAUCUACAGCGACAACUCGCCGUGCACGAGCAAAAUAGUAUAAAAAACGAGUUGGAAAUAGUCGGGUUGCCAGAAUAUGACAACGAAAAUCUCAUGCAAAUAACAUCAAUAAUGUGUAAGAAAAUUGGAGUCGACCUAAAUGAACAAGACGUAGAUGAGGUGAUCCGUGUUGGACCCAGAAAUUUGCACAGCAGUGACUCAUCUCAAAGGAAGUGGCCGCGACCCGUUGUUGUAAAGUUACUUAGAAGGAGGACCCGGGACGAGAUUCUCAAGGCUGCUAAGUCUAGACGAAAUGUCACAUCAGAACAUGUGGUUGAAGGCCCCCCGAAAAAUGUAUAUUUUAAUGAAAGGCUCACUAAGGAAAAUCGCACUUUAUUUCGAGAAGCAAGACAAUGGUGUCAAAGGGUCUUAAGUUUUAAGUUCUGCUGGAUUCGAAAUGGAGCUGUUCAUAUUAGACAGAGUGAAAACAGGGCCGCUGUUCGAUUGCAAUCUAUUGAAGAACUGGAUCAAAAAAUUGGACAUGAGCCUGAUGGCUAA
Molecule: messenger RNA, 912 nt
Organism: Hyposmocoma kahamanoa
Lineage: Eukaryota; Metazoa; Arthropoda; Insecta; Lepidoptera; Cosmopterigidae
Exons: 2
Coding region: 1-912 (303 amino acids)
Source: RefSeq, a predicted model, not a curated record